UCUAGCAAGUUCCUGAACGACAAGAAGAAAAAGCUACAGGCGUUUAAGAACACGACCAAUGCCAAUGACUCGAUGGCAAAGUCGUACUUGGAGAAAUUCAGCUGGGACCUCAUGCGCGCUGUUGACGAAUUCUACGCGAACGGCGGGGAAAGUCUAACGCCAGUUCAUCUGCACGACUGGCAGCACGAUAUCAACGAAAUCUUCAGUAACAGCUCCGAGGCUUCUGAGGUUCAAGUUCGCGACGCAAUGCUCAAUCACCUCACCGACAUCGAACGCUUCACAGAAAGCGGUGAUACUUCAAGUCUGGUUGCUAUCACGGGCAUGACGGGGCUCCCAUUUACUCCAGAUCCAGCAGCACAGAAUCUAUCUGACUUGACGGCUGGGGCGUCGCAAGAAAUUCGACCAGCUGAAGAAAUCGCCACCUCAUCACAAACAUCAACUCAUGAAAAUGUACACGAAAAUACGAUAAAGUAA
Phytophthora nicotianae INRA-310 is the source of this 474-nucleotide messenger RNA. RefSeq lists its product as hypothetical. Lineage: Eukaryota; Oomycota; Peronosporomycetes; Peronosporales; Peronosporaceae. The record is from RefSeq and is a predicted model, not a curated record. The annotation marks the transcript as partial. The transcript is spliced from 5 exons. Gene Ontology annotation, molecular function: protein binding.